Molecule: messenger RNA, 1668 nt
Organism: Heterotrigona itama
Lineage: Eukaryota; Metazoa; Arthropoda; Insecta; Hymenoptera; Apidae
Source: the annotation of a GenBank genome assembly
AUGACGAAAGUUAUUGAAUUAUGUCCUGAUAGGGAUUUAACAAACCUAAAAUUUGAAAAAUAUCAGUUUUGCACUGAUGAAAUUCCAAUAGAGACCGAAAUAGAUUUGAAAACAGAUGUAUAUAGAUUAGAACUAACAACAAACCGGGAUUCCCUUUUAGAAACUCGAUUGUUUGCAUUUCAUAAUCAUUUAUUCAAAAAUCCAUACGACACAUCAGUUUGGUUUAUAGAUAAAAAUUGGGUUGUAUGGCGUUUUAAGAAGGAUAAAUGUUUAGAGCAAGUACAUGUAAUUCAUGAUUCAAGUGAAAAACUACAGAUUUUUCUGUACAAUCCAUCAAUUGGAUUUACUAGCAAUGAUAUUGUUGUACUUUCUGACGGCAAUAACUGUUUAAACUUAUUAAUAACAGAUACUCAAGAACAUGUUAAAUCUUUUAUAUUAAAUGAUGCUGAACCUGGAGUUAUAUUAGAUGUACAAUAUGUGAAUGCUGCAGCUACCGUUAUGAUCGUGAUGUGUGAUAUCAAAAGUAAAAGUGAAAAAAAAAUUACAAGGCUUUUAUUACUAACAUAUAGUUGGAAAAAUGUAGGGAGUAAAGACGAGUACUUCGAACUAACUAAUAAAGAAGCUUUAAAUGUAAAUGGUGCAGUGGAAUAUGUAUAUAUAGAAAAAUGUGGGAAAUAUUUACAUUCCAUUUGUCAAGAUUAUAUAACAUUUGAAUGUCCAAAAACAAAGCAAUCUACUAAUAGUAACAAAGAUACAAAAAAGACUGGAGAACUAAAUAUUCCCAAAUAUUGUUGGUCUCAAGAUGAGGAUUUAAUAACAGUUUGGCUUACAAUUGAUAAGCAACAUCAUGAUAAAGUUAAAGUAAAUGUAACACCAUUAGAACUAUCAGUAACAGUGAAUGGUAAAGUACUAAUUAAAGGACAAUGUCAACACAGAUUAGAUGAAAAUUUGACGACGUGGAAAUAUGAACAAGACACGUUUAAACUUGAAUUGUACAAGCACGAAAGUGGUUUGAUGUGGAAUGAACUAAUUAAAGGUGACACUGGUGGAGAGCAUUUACUUAAUGAAACUUUGGCUGCUGAAGUUCACUCUAGAUUGGCACAUUUAUGUACAGAUCAAAUGGAUAACAAACAAGGUCAACCUUGUUUGGGAUUUAAUGCUGAACAACUUGAAGAAUGUGAUCUUGAAGGAAAAGACAAUCUUUUACAAAGAAUUGACCUAAUUACGCAAGAAAAUACUCAUUUAGCAAUGCUUGGAGUAAAUAAUCAUGUAUUAUAUACAUAUAAAACAAAAUCUGGACAAGCAAUAUGUUUAAGACAUGAUAACGACGGCUGUUUAUGGAUAGCUGGUCAAGUAAAUGAUUCUGAAUGGAAUAUAAAGCACCACUACACUUUCCCUGGAUUUGGAUAUGUUGAAGCAAGUAAAAGUAACAAAAAGUUUUGUCUUUCCCCUCCUGAUGGUUCAUAUGUAGCCAUACUUGAGCACACAAGAUAUAUAUUUCUUUAUAAAAGACCAGAAUCAAAUGUUGAAAUUGGAAAACAAUGGAUUGUCGAUCUAGCUAUGGAAUCUUGUCCCAUUAUGGGAGCAGCCGCUACAAAUAAUUUUCUAAUAAUUUUAACUAAAAACAAAUUCUAUCGAUUGAAUAUUUAUGAUAUAAUUACAAAAUAA